This is a messenger RNA of Gopherus flavomarginatus (Mexican gopher tortoise), 2026 nucleotides long. RefSeq lists its product as uncharacterized. Lineage: Eukaryota; Metazoa; Chordata; Testudines; Testudinidae. The record is from RefSeq and is a predicted model, not a curated record. The transcript is spliced from 2 exons. Bases 1207 to 1857 code for a protein of 216 amino acids.
GGCACCCCCUAGAAUGGCAUGUAGCUCAUCAUUUCUGAGGGAUCUGACACGGAGCGGCUGUGCUCUCUGGUUCUCUGGUACACUGCUUCUCUAGUACACUUGCCCCAUAUUCUAGGCAGGACUGACUCUAUUUUUAGAUACCGUAAAGGAGGGAUUGGCUCGGGGAAUCAUUCCCAUUUUUGUCUUUGUGCCACCAGUCAACCUCAGCCAGGGGCACCCAUGACAGCAGCAGACGGUACAGAACGACUGAUAACCGUCAUCUCAUCGCCAAUUUACAAUAGCACAGCAGACGGUACAGAACGACUAAUAACCAUCUCUGCUAUCUUCCAAAGGCAAAUGAAUGCUGCUGUGUAGCGCUGCAGUACCGCGUCUGUUAGCAACAUCCAGUACACAUAUGGUGACAGUGAAAAAAAGCUGAACGGGCUCCAUGGUUGCCGUGCUAUGGCGUCUGCCAGGGCAAUCCAGGGAAAAAGGGCGCGAAAUGAAUGUCUGCCGUUGCUUUCACGGAGGAAGGAAUGAGUGAUGACAUUUACCCAGAAUCACCCACGACACUGUUUUUGCACCAUCAUGCAUUGGGGUCUCAACCCAGAAUUCCAAUGGGUGGGGGAGACUGCAGGAACUGCGGGAUAGCUAUGGGAUAGCUACCCACAGUGCAACGCUCCAGAAAUCGACGCUAGCCUUGGACCAUGGAUGCACACCACCGAAUUAAUGUGCUUAGUGUGGCCGCGUGCACUCGACUUUAUACAAUCUGUUUUAUAAAACAAGUUUAUGUAAAAUCGGAAUAAUCCCGUAGUGUAGACAUAUCCUCACAAAUGAGGGCUUGGCUACACUGGAGAGUUGCAGCGCUGGUGGUGAGUUUACAGCACUGCAACUUACUCACUGUCCACACUUGCAAGGCACAUAUAGCGCUGCAUCUCCCUGGCUGCAGCACUGGCUGUACUCCUGCUCUGCCUGGGGUAUAACAAUUGCAGCGCUGGUGAUGCAGCGCUGCUCCACCAGUGUGGCCACCAAAAGUGCUGUAAUUGGCCUCCAGAGGUAUUUGGAGGUAUCCCAGAAUGCCUGUUCAGCCACUCUGCUCAUCAGUUCGCACUCUACUGCCCUGGCCUCAGGUGACCCGCCCUUUAAAUGCCCCGGGAAUUUUAAAAAUCCCCUUCCUGUUUGCUCAGCCAGAUGUAGAGUGCAAUCAGUGAAUCUUCCCAGUUGACCAUGCCUCCAUGCUCCAAACGAGCCCCAGCAUGGAGCAAUGGCGAGUUGCUGGACCUCAUCAGUGUUUGGGUGUCCUUGACUACUCGACUGCUCCUAUCAUCAACUGUUCAGAGGCUACAAAACCUCAGGAAGAAGCCGCGAAAAAGCAAAGAAGACAUGCUGAAAGCAGUUAUGGAUCACUCCGCCAGAGAGAGUAAAAAACUGCAGGACUGGAGGAAAAAACUGCAGGACUGGAAGGAAAAGGAAAGCAGGAUCCGCCAGAGAAACACAGUGGCUAAGAAGAAAAGCACAAAGCAGCUGAUAAGCAUCCUGGCGCGCCAAGCGGACUCCAUCCAGUCACUCGUAGCCAUGCAGGCAGAGCACUACCGUGCCGACCCCCCUCCCCAUCCCAAAGCUCUUUCCCUUGUGCCCCAAUGUCAGCUCCAAACACCCUUCCCCAGCAUCCAGAUUCGUACCACCACCAGCUGCCCCCAACACCUGUAUGUUCACCAACCAGCCCUGAGAACUACGACCCUUACUCUCUGCACUCAACGCCCAUCACCAUGCAGUAUUUUCAUCCUGAAGUGCAGCAGUCAUUGCACAGCACUCCAGACAGGACAUAUUCAAACCUGUGACUGUACAGUUCACCACUCCACCCCCCUGCCCUUUUAGGUUCCCAAAAUGUUGUGUGUCUGUCAAUAAAGUUAUUUUGUUUUCAAUAAAUGAAUUCUUGGCUUUGAAAACAGUCUUUAUUAUUGCAGAAAAUGAAAGAUACCAUCGCCCAGGAAAGAAACAGGCACUGCAAAUCAUUUUAGGGAAAACAGAUUCCUACUAACAUUGU